This is a messenger RNA of Salvia splendens (bonfire salvia), 1705 nucleotides long. Its product is annotated as tRNA pseudouridine synthase A. Gene Ontology annotation, biological process: tRNA pseudouridine synthesis; mRNA pseudouridine synthesis. The transcript is spliced from 4 exons. The record is from RefSeq and is a predicted model, not a curated record. Gene Ontology annotation, cellular component: nucleus. Gene Ontology annotation, molecular function: RNA binding; pseudouridine synthase activity. Bases 134 to 1705 code for a protein of 523 amino acids. NCBI's taxonomy places the organism in Eukaryota, Viridiplantae, Streptophyta, Magnoliopsida, Lamiales, Lamiaceae.
AAUUAAAUAGUGAAUAAAUAAUUAAAUAAAGGAGAGCGUACAAUCAUCUAAAGCACAAACCAAAAAUAAUCUUAUUCUAAUUUCUAGGAGUUUACAAGGGUACAGUCUCACUACCAAUUCUCAAUUUCAAAACAUGGCUGAAAACUCACCGCCGCCGCCGCCGCCGUCAUCGCCUCCUCCAUCAGAAGAACUACCCGACCCCAAAAGGCAGAAAAUGUCAACCACCACCACCACCUCCGACGAAGAAAUUCCACAAAACGGCGACGCAAUUCCCAGAGCCACCAAGUACAAGCGCCGCAAAGUCGCGAUUUUCUUCGCAUACUGCGGCGUCGGCUACCAGGGAAUGCAGAAAAACCCCGGCGCCAAAACAAUCGAGGGCGAUUUCGAGGAAGCCCUCUUUUUCGCCGGAGCGAUUCCCGAGGAUGAGCGGGGUUUGCACAGGCGGUUCGAUUGGGCCCGGUCCGCCCGGACCGACAAGGGCGUCAGCGCCGUGGGGCAAGUGGUGUCGGGCAAAUUCUUCGUCGAUCCGCCCGGUUUUGUUGAGCGGCUGAACUCUCACCUGUCUCCGCAGAUUCGGGUUUUCGGGUACAAGCGCGCGACGCCGUCGUUUAAUGCGAAGAAGUUCUGCGAUCGGCGGAGGUAUGUUUAUUUGGUGCCUGUUUUCGCGCUUGAUCCGUCGUGUCAUCGUGAUAGGGAGAGUGUAAUGGCUAGCGUUGGAUCGGGGAAUGAGCUUGUGAAGUGUGUUGGGUGUUCAGAGAGAGGGAGGAAGGUUUUUGGUGUUAUGGGAAAGCGCACUUUUGGUUCUGGCAUUUCGUCGAACAAUGGGAGUGUGUUAGUGGAAAAUGAAUCUGUAACUGAUGUCUCUGAGCUAAAGUCUAGUGUUGAAAAUGGGAACGGUGAAGCUCCGAAAAUUGAGAAAUUGGAACAGGUUAAUGAAGUUUCAGUCGAUGAGGUUGCAGAAAAAGGGAACGAUAAUGGUGGCAAUUCUCGAAAAUUACACAUCAGCAAUGGAGCUGGAGAUGUUGAGGAUGCUGUGCAAAUCGAGCAAAAGAGCGAGUUCAGUUACGGGGAGGCUGAGAAGGAAAGGUUCAAUAGGAUUCUCAAGUCUUACGAAGGCACACACAACUUUCACAAUUUCACUACCAGAACCAAAGCCGAAGAUCCUGCUGCUAAGCGAUACAUUUUGUCGUUCAACGCCAAAACUGUGCUGAACAUUGAUGGAAUGGAUUUUAUAAAGUGUGAGGUCGUGGGACAAAGCUUCAUGCUUCAUCAGAUAAGGAAGAUGAUCGGUCUUGCUGUUGCGAUCAUGAGGAACUGCAGCCCCGAGUCGUUGAUUGAGAAAUCUUUCGAGCAGAAGGUGAACAUUAACGUGCCCAUGGCGCCUGAGGUCGGACUGUAUUUGGACGAGUGCUUCUUCUCGUCGUAUAAUCAGAAAUGGAAACACACCCAUGAGGAGCUGUCCAUGAAGGAUUAUGCAGAGGAAGCUGAGGACUUCAAAAUGAAAUACAUUUAUUCGCACAUUGCUGCAACCGAGCACAAGUAUGGAGCUGUUGCCGUGUGGCUACAUUCUUUGAACUACCGGAACUAUCCAGACUUGCGCUAUGAAGAUAAGGCGAUCACUCCCUUUCCUGAGGGAAGUAAGGUGGUUGAUGAUUGCCCGAGUUCGGAGGUGGAGAAGGACGAAAAAAUGAAUGUGGAUGAGUGA